Molecule: messenger RNA, 468 nt
Organism: Chaetura pelagica (chimney swift)
Lineage: Eukaryota; Metazoa; Chordata; Aves; Apodiformes; Apodidae
Product: histone H2B 8
Exons: 1
Coding region: 8-388 (126 amino acids)
Cellular component (GO): nucleosome
Molecular function (GO): DNA binding; protein heterodimerization activity; structural constituent of chromatin
Source: RefSeq, a predicted model, not a curated record
CUGUAAGAUGCCGGAGCCAGCUAAAUCCGCUCCUGCUCCCAAGAAGGGCUCCAAGAAAGCCGUCACCAAGACGCAGAAGAAGGGUGACAAGAAACGUAGAAAGACUAGGAAAGAGAGCUACUCGAUCUACGUGUACAAGGUGCUGAAGCAGGUGCACCCGGACACGGGCAUCUCGUCCAAGGCCAUGGGCAUCAUGAACUCCUUCGUCAACGACAUCUUCGAGCGCAUCGCCGGCGAGGCCUCUCGCCUGGCGCACUACAACAAGCGCUCCACCAUCACGUCGCGGGAGAUCCAGACGGCCGUGCGGCUGCUGCUGCCCGGCGAGCUGGCCAAGCACGCCGUCUCCGAGGGCACCAAGGCUGUCACCAAGUACACCAGCUCCAAGUAGAGCGUCUCGGAUCGUCAGUUUUUAACCCAAAGGCUCUUUUAAGAGCCACCCACCUUCUCAGUAAAAGAGUCGUUAGCACU